AUGACAACAUUGAGUGCAAUACCUUUAACCGGUGCGGCGUUAACGUUCUUACAAGUGAUGUCAGCUGGUAAUUUUGCUUUGCGUUUGAACGAUGCAUUUGAUAAAAUAGAAAGUUCGUUGAAUAAAAAUCAUUUAGAUUACAAACAAUGUUCGGAAAUCUUAGAAAAAACAGAAAAAGCAUCCACAGUCAUCAAGUCAACUAGUCUUGGGUUUUCUCUUGAGGCAUUAAUACCGGGUGUCGGUUUGGCACCUUCACCUCCGAGGAUAGCUGAAUCAGCGGUAUCUGCUAUGUCACUUAUAAGAGUCGUUAGACUUUGGCAAAAGACCGGUUGCCAAAAUGCUACAAUAAGAGAUUGUUAUUUAUAG
This is a messenger RNA of Macrosiphum euphorbiae (potato aphid), 366 nucleotides long. The record is from the annotation of a GenBank genome assembly. Lineage: Eukaryota; Metazoa; Arthropoda; Insecta; Hemiptera; Aphididae.